Molecule: messenger RNA, 1242 nt
Organism: Trematosphaeria pertusa
Lineage: Eukaryota; Fungi; Ascomycota; Dothideomycetes; Pleosporales; Trematosphaeriaceae
Exons: 5
Coding region: 1-1242 (413 amino acids)
Cellular component (GO): cytosol
Molecular function (GO): oxidoreductase activity, acting on the CH-OH group of donors, NAD or NADP as acceptor; formate dehydrogenase (NAD+) activity; NAD binding
Source: RefSeq, a predicted model, not a curated record
AUGGUAUUUCUCCGCUCAGUUUCCCGGCUUGCCCGCCCAGCCUCCUCCAUCCUUUCCGCUCGCGCUGCUCCUAGGGUGUCUGCGGGAGCUUCUUUCGUCCGUCAGCCGAGUGCCUUCAGAACGCUAACGGCGAGUGCAUCGCAACAGGGCAAAGUCCUUCUUGUACUCUACGAUGGCGGGGAGCACGCCGAGCAGGAGCCGCAGCUUCUGGGAACGACGGAGAACGAGCUGGGCCUGAGGAAGUGGAUUGAGGAGCAGGGCCACUCGCUCGUCACCACGUCCGACAAGGAGGGCGAGAACUCCAAGUUCGACAAGGAGCUCGUGGACGCGGAGGUCAUCAUCACAACGCCCUUUCACCCGGGCUACCUGACCGCAGAGCGCCUUGCGAAGGCCAAGAAGCUCAAGCUUGCCGUCACUGCUGGCAUCGGCUCCGACCACGUCGACCUCAACGCCGCGAACAAGACCAAUGGCGGCGUCACCGUUGCCGAAGUCACGGGCUCCAACGUCGUCUCGGUCGCCGAGCACGUUGUCAUGACCAUUCUCGCCCUCGUCCGCAACUUCGUGCCCGCCCACGAGCAGAUUGAGGCCGGCGACUGGAACGUCGCUGCCGUCGCCAAGAACGAGUAUGACCUCGAGGACAAGGUCGUCGGUACCGUCGCUGUCGGCCGCAUUGGCGAGCGCGUGCUGCGCCGUCUGAAGCCCUUCGACUGCAAGGAGCUGCUCUACUUCGACUACCAGCCGCUGUCCCCCGAGAAGGAGAAGGAGAUUGGCUGCCGACGGGUUGAGAACCUCGAGGAGAUGCUGGCCCAGUGCGACGUUGUCACCAUCAACUGCCCGCUGCACGAGAAGACCCGUGGCUUGUUCAACAAGGAGCUCAUCUCCAAGAUGAAGAAGGGCUCCUGGCUCGUCAACACCGCCCGUGGCGCUAUCGUGGUCAAGGAGGAUGUCGCUGAUGCGCUCAAGUCCGGCCACCUCCGCGGAUACGGCGGUGACGUCUGGUUCCCGCAGCCCGCGCCAAAGGAGCACCCGCUCCGAACUGCCAAGAACCCAUGGGGCGGAGGCAAUGCCAUGGUCCCGCACAUGUCUGGUACCUCGAUCGAUGCCCAGAAGCGAUACGCCGCCGGCACCAAGGCCAUCCUCGACUCGUACUUCUCCGGCCGCGAGGACUACCGACCCGAGGACCUCAUCGUCCACAAGGGCGACUACGCCACCAAGGCGUACGGCCAGCGUGAAAAGAAAUAA